This is a messenger RNA of Mugil cephalus (flathead mullet), 1825 nucleotides long. RefSeq names its product lecithin retinol acyltransferase-like. The record is from RefSeq and is a predicted model, not a curated record. Gene Ontology annotation, biological process: retinol metabolic process. NCBI's taxonomy places the organism in Eukaryota, Metazoa, Chordata, Actinopteri, Mugiliformes, Mugilidae. Gene Ontology annotation, molecular function: phosphatidylcholine-retinol O-acyltransferase activity. The transcript has 2 exons. The coding region runs from base 442 to 1152 and encodes 236 amino acids.
CUUGGUGGGAAGCUCGGACCCUGGCGCUGCUCUCAGGGCGGUGGUGAUGGAUGUGGGUGCGACAUUUGCUGCUGUGGUGGAAAUUAUGGCGGGGGAGGAGUUUUUCUCUUUAAUUCAAGAUGGGAAAAAAUAUCAAGAGUCCUGAACCAGAAAAUAACACAAACCUUUACUUUUCUACAUGUCCAUGUUAGUUCCUUUGUCUCCCACCCCCUCCUCUCUCUCUCUCUCUCUCUCUCUCUCUCUCUCUCUCAUCACUUCAUCUCAAGGGUCACGUGGUCCUUCCCACUCAUCCAAAUUUCCUCGCAGGAGCGCAGACCUGCAGAGAGGAGAGGGAGGACGCAGAGGGUCGGAUUAGUCCGAGGGGAAGAAGAAGAAGAAGAAGAAGAAGUUUUGUUCGCACAGACCCGUCUCCUCCUCCUCCCCUGCUCCGUUCAUUCAGUCAUGCUGGACACGCUCACCUUCCUCCUGGAGAAGCUCUUCCUCCUCGCCCACAUCAAGCUCUCCAGCCUCCUGCCUCCUCCGGCCAGGGAGCGCGGAGACCCGCCGCCCGCCAGCCGGCAGCAGCAGCAGCAGCAGCCGCCGCCGCACAGCUUCCAGCGGGGCGACCUGCUCGAGGUGCCCAGGACCCUCUUCACGCACUUCGGCAUCUACCUGGGCGAGAACCGGGUGGCGCACCUCAUCCCGGACAUCCUGCCGGCGCUCACCUCCGACGCCCGCCACAUCCAGGAGAUGGUGACCAACACGCGGCUGCUGCUCGGGGUCCUGUCCAAGCGCGCCAGCGUCCGCGUCGACUCCGUGGAGGACUUCGCGUACGGAGCCGGGAUCCUCCUCAACGCCAUGGACCGCGCCGUGCGCCCGAGCCCGCUGCCCGGGGAGGAGGUGGCCCGGCGGGCGGAGCGGCUCCUCGGCUCCGUGUCCUACAGCCUCCUGUGGAACAACUGCGAGCACUUUGUCACGCACUGCCGCUACGGGAGCGCGCAGAGCCUGCAGACCGACAAGUUCUGUGAGUGGCUGAAGUCUCUGAUCCGGGACCGGAGGAACGUUCUCCUGACGGCGCUGCUGGGCGUCCUGUCCAUGGCGUGUCUGGGAGUGUCCUCCGGCACCGCCCUGCCCGCCCUCUUCAUCCCCUUCACCCUGUGGAUGGCCAGCUAAGAUGGCCGCCGGUGCUGUUUCACCCCACCCCCAUCCCCCCCAGAGACCGACGGACAGGACGCAGUCGUCUGCAAACAAGUUGACAUUUACUUUAUUUCCGGCUUCGCUGUUCUUUGACUACAUCACGGGAAGUGUUUGUAUUUCCUGGAAAUGAUGGACAGUUAGCAUUAGCAACAUUAGCUUCAAGAAACUCCCCUUGCAGUUUGACUGACAGGUGACAGAACGUAAAAGGGACCAAAGAUCACUGGCGUUAUAACAGGAAGAAGAAGAAGAAGAAGAGGUGGUUAAAGUGCGUCAUUUAACACCUGGGGUUGUUUUCUGCUUGUAUAUUAACAUUUGAUAAUUCAUGGUUUUCAAAGGCUUAAACAAAAAAAAACAAAAACAAUCAAACAGUGAUGAAUCCUGCGGCGGCCAUCUUGACUUUUACUGAAAGGUUUUGUUUGCGUCGUCGUCGUUGUUGCUGUUGUUGUUGGAUUGAAGCAGCCGAAGCUCAUAUGUAAAUACCUGUAGAUAUUCCUUCACAUCUCUGAUUGUUUUCUAACAAACGUCUGUACAGAAUCUAUUUUUUACACUACGCUGUAACACUUGAUACUGUGUGUGUGUGUGUGUGUGUGUGUGUGUGUGUGUUUGUGUUUAUUUUUUAUAAUGUGAAUAAAGAAAAGUUGGAAUCGGA